CUGUGAAUGCCUCUCACCAAUGUGGGAGUUGCCCUAGUGCAGACCCCUGUGCAGGAGGAAGGCUGUAUUCAUGGCCACAUUGGUAACGUGGGCUUUUGGAGAGGAGUGAUACUGUGGCAGAGAUGAUGAAUCACCAAGAGAGAGUCAGUCAUGGAACUGCAGGACCAGCAGAAGAGAGAAGUUGCUCCUGGCUGAAACCCUGGGUCUUCUUUAUUUCUGUCCUUGUGAUCAAAACUGUCUUCGUCACUGUUUGCCUCGUUGUUUUCCUUCAUGGAAGCUAUGGCCAGUACAAGAUUCUGAUCCAGAAUGCUACAGAGUGGCACUGUGUCCUCAACAUAUCUGCAGGCAAAGAGGAGGUCUGGGCAUGCUGCCCGAAGGGAUGGAGACGCUUUCAAGAAAAGUGCUAUUAUCUGUCCACUGAUAAGAUGCCCUGGGCUGAGAGUGAGCAGAACUGCAGCGGGAUGGGCUCCCACCUGGUGGUGAUCAACAGUGAUGACGAGCAGGAGUUCCUCUUCAACUGGGCAAAAGAAGUACCUACUAAGGCCUAUGAAACAAAAUACUACAUAGGUUUAACUGCUUAUGUAAAUGGGCAAUGGCAGUGGGUGGAUCAGACACCAUACAAGAAGGCAGCCAUGUUCUGGAAGCCAGGGGAACCCAAUUUACUCUUUGCAGAAAAAUGUGCUGCAAUUCACGUCAAGGGAAACAGAGAUUCCAAUACUUACAGUAACUGGAAUAAUGUUCUUUGCUUCACAAAUUGCUAUCGGAUUUGUGAACUGACAGUCAAAUUUGUCUGAAGAAGGAAAUACCAGUUUGGAUGAAGGAUCUGAAAAAGUAUCCUUGAGAAAGGGCAGCUCAUGAAACAACUAAUUGAAAGCUGGCCAGAGCUCAAACAAAUGGUUUAUUUUUGUGAUGUAGGAUGAGAAAGCCUGCCACAGAAUCAUGUCUCUGAAAGACCUGAGUUCCCAGCCUGUGCCCUUGCAUCUCUUUCCAAGCUAGACAUCAGUCCUGAAUGAAAUUGCUCAGGCUGAUGUCAAGUACUCUCUGUGCUUCUUUUCAUUUUUCUCCUUCACAAGAUGGAUUCCCUGAUCCUCCAGUACUCUUCUUGUCUCCUUGUCCAGUUGGUAUCUCAAUGAUGCAGUAAAUACUCUCUCUCCAUCAUGAAAGGAGUCCCAGCCCUCUGCCAUCCCAGCCUUCCUGCAUGGAGGUUUUUAACAUUUCAGUGUGUUUCACAUCUGCAGGUAAAAGUGUUACUGUGAGUGUGCUGGACUGUCCAGGAGAAGGAACAACCUGGUGUUCAUCUGCAGAGCAUGUGAGAAAAGCUCUGAACACU
This is a messenger RNA of Colius striatus (speckled mousebird), 1330 nucleotides long. RefSeq names its product C-type lectin domain family 4 member E. Lineage: Eukaryota; Metazoa; Chordata; Aves; Coliiformes; Coliidae. The record is from RefSeq and is a predicted model, not a curated record. The coding region runs from base 123 to 794 and encodes 223 amino acids. The transcript is spliced from 6 exons.